Molecule: messenger RNA, 906 nt
Organism: Drosophila persimilis
Lineage: Eukaryota; Metazoa; Arthropoda; Insecta; Diptera; Drosophilidae
Product: PAX-interacting protein 1
Exons: 2
Coding region: 1-906 (301 amino acids)
Source: RefSeq, a predicted model, not a curated record
AUGGGGGAAGAGGUCGAAGUCCGCGUGCCGCGUGGUGGGGUGCCUCUCUGUGCUCGCUGGUACGAGGGCAGCUCCGACGGUCGUCCUUGCAAGCUUGCCGUUUCCAAGGAGGAGCUGCGGCUGAAGAUGAUACAGCGGGAGAGGGAUCGCGAGAGGAAGCGUAUCAAGCGCAUGAAUCGCGAGUACCGGCGGCUGGAGCAGGAGCGCGAUCGGGACAGAAAGAAGGCGCGGAGGGCGAACGAGGCCUUCCGGCAGCUCGAGAAGCUGCGUGACAAGAUACGCAAGGACCGCAAGAAGGGAUACCUGGUGACCGAUCCCUCACAGCUCCCGCCCGAAUUCGCGGCCAUACUACAGCCAGUGCCUGUUGUCAAGCCCGAUGUUGGUCUACCGCCAACCUCCCAGGGCCAGCAACAACAACAACAGCAGCCGCGGUCGUUCGCGUACCCCGCCUUGCCCAUCACCAGCGUCACGCUGAUGCCGCAGCUUUGCCACCCCAUUCUCCACCAGAACCUGAGUGCCACGCUGUACGCGGGCCCGAACGGCAUCAAGCAGGAGUACGGCCAAGAUGUGUCCGCCUCGGCCAUGGCCGCUGCCCAGGCGGCUGCUCUGGCAGCGCUACGGGGCCAGCAGCACACGCAGGACGAUCAGGAUAUGGCCCUCAACCUGGAGCCGGAGAUCAUACUGCAGACAGCGCCCGAUGUGAAUCCCGCCCAGCCACAGCAGCACCACCUCACUGACCACCAGCAGCAGCAACAGCAGCAGCAGCAGCACUGCAACAUAUUUCAGCACAUGGCACCGCAGGCCCAUAUGCAGCACAUGCGAUCGGCGGCGCUACCUCCGCCGCCACCCUCUGUGGCACUGCUGCCACCGCCACCACCAGCCACACAUCAGCAGGUGUGCCUGUAA